UUAAUCGGCAGAAAUGGAAGUAAUACAUGUUAUAUAAAAAAAAAACAGAAUAGUUGGGUUUUUCUUUUCCUUUCAAAUCUACGUAUAUGAUAUUGAUAUAAAAAAUGUGAUGAAUUUUCAGUUCGGUAAAAAAGUAGCGACAAAAAAAAGAUCGCAUAUGUACGCGCGCGCGCGCGUGUUGGUGUGUAUACGCAUGCACACACACACCGUCGCAUACAUGACAUACCACAAAGGAAGAAUUUUGGAGGCUUGCUUGCGUAAUAUAUUGUGAAAUUCGAUUUAAGCGCAUUAGUGGUAGUAGCGGUAGUAUCCCAGCUAGAAUGCCGAGGAUAUGUGCGUUAUGAUUGGCUUAUUGAUGUCUGAUGACUCUGCGAAUACAUGAUUAUUAUGUGCUGUGUUAGUUGGACAUUCGUCAGACAUAGGUAUAUAUGGCCACUUGUUGCUGCUUAUUAUCCUUCCGAAGAAUAUUUUCGUUAAUUAAUUUUUGAAAAGAAAUGACGCAACCAUAUAUCAACAUUUAAUUGAGAGAUAACGUAUGAGAUAUAUAUUUAAAUGAGAGAGUGAACAUUUUUCAUGAGAGGCUUUCAUUGCAAGGGAUUUCAUUUGGAAAAUUUCAGCACUGCAGAUAUCGCAUUAAUCGGCUUAGCCGUUAUGGGACAAAAUCUUAUAUUGAAUAUGAAUGAUCAUGGCUUUGUCGUUUGUGCCUACAAUCGUACAACGGAUAAGGUAAAGGCAUUUCUUGAAAAUGAAGCUAAGGGCACAAAAAUCAUUGGUGCAUUUAGUUUGCAAGAAAUGGUUAGUAAACUAAAGUCUCCAAGAAGAGUAAUGUUAUUAGUUAAAGCUGGCUCCGCCGUAGAUGCAUUUAUCGAACAGCUUGUGCCUUUGUUAUCUCCCGGAGAUAUUAUCAUUGACGGUGGUAAUUCCGAAUAUCAAGAUACUGAAAGAAGAACGAUAUAUUUAGAGAAAAAGGGAAUACAUUUUGUUGGAAGUGGAGUAAGCGGAGGAGAAGAUGGAGCACGAUAUGGGCCCUCCUUAAUGCCCGGUGGUAAUCCUAAAGCUUGGCCGCAUAUCAAGGAAAUCUUUCAAGCGAUAUGCGCUAAGGCUGACGGGGAGCCCUGUUGCGAUUGGGUAGGUGAAACCGGUGCAGGACACUUUGUAAAAAUGGUACACAAUGGUAUCGAAUAUGGUGACAUGCAACUUAUUUGCGAAGCCUAUCAUAUCAUGAGAGAUGGUUUGCAAUUGGAUCAAAAAGAAAUGAGCGAGGUUUUUAACGAAUGGAACAAAGGGGAAUUGGAUUCAUUUCUUAUUGAAAUAACCAGAGAUAUUCUUAAAUACAAGGACGAGAAGGGCUAUCUGUUGGAACGUAUAAGGGAUACGGCGGGACAAAAAGGAACGGGUAAAUGGACGGCCAUAGCGGCAUUGGACUACGGUAUACCUGUGACAUUAAUCGGAGAGUCAGUUUUUGCAAGAUGCCUUUCCUCCCUGAAAAAUGAAAGAUUAGAAGCUAACAAAGUGUUGAAAGGACCGGAUGAUACCCUGUACGAAGGCGACAAAAAACAGUUCCUGGAACAUUUACGAAAAGCUUUAUACGCGUCGAAAAUAAUAUCUUAUGCUCAAGGCUUCAUGUUACUGAGAGAUGCUGCACGGGUUCACAAGUGGAAUUUGAAUUACGGCGGUAUAGCGCUCAUGUGGAGGGGUGGAUGUAUUAUAAGAAGUGCAUUUUUGGGAAAUAUAAAAUUGGCAUUUGAUAAAAAUCCGAAACUUAGCAAUUUACUGUUGGACGACUUUUUUGCCAAAGCAAUGAAGGAAUGCCAGAAGAGCAUUAGAUUCGUCGUUUCUAAUGCUGUGACCCUUGGAAUACCAAGUCCCGCAUUAUCAACGGCAUUGGCAUUUUACGACGGCUUUAGAACUGCUCGGCUACCAGCGAAUUUACUUCAAGCUCAAAGAGAUUAUUUUGGAGCACAUACGUACGAAUUAAUCGGCGAAGAAGGUCAAUUUGUACACACAAAUUGGACCGGUCAUGGAGGUAACGUGUCCGCUUCGACGUACGAUGCUUGAGUGUUGUCUCGAAGAGAAAAAUUAAUAAAAAGAAAACGAUAAGGAAGCAAGUGUUGUGCAAAUUGACGUUAUGUAAUAAAGCGUCGUAGGUUUUCGUCGACAGUAAUAAUUGAGGAAAACUUUUGUUUUAGGCCGAUCAUCAAAAAAAGUGUUUCUUUUUAAUAAAUAUUUAAUAUUGAAAUUUUA
Messenger RNA from Vespa velutina, 2244 nucleotides. RefSeq names its product 6-phosphogluconate dehydrogenase, decarboxylating (gene Pgd). Gene Ontology annotation, biological process: pentose-phosphate shunt; pentose-phosphate shunt, oxidative branch. Gene Ontology annotation, molecular function: phosphogluconate dehydrogenase (decarboxylating) activity; NADP binding. The coding region runs from base 574 to 2058 and encodes 494 amino acids. The record is from RefSeq and is a predicted model, not a curated record. The transcript is spliced from 5 exons. Gene Ontology annotation, cellular component: cytosol. NCBI's taxonomy places the organism in Eukaryota, Metazoa, Arthropoda, Insecta, Hymenoptera, Vespidae.